CAAUAACAAGAAGAAGAAAAGAUUGAAAUUAGAACAAUCUCAGGAUUCGUCGCUAUCCCAAGACCAAAACCAACAAAAAACACGAAAAACGUGAAGAUACAGGUCCUCGUCUCCUUUAUCCAAAACCUUUUUGAUUUCCCCAGAAAAAUUGAGUAACAAAACUCUUCUUCAUCUGGGUUAAAGCCAACAAGCUGCAGACCCCAUAAUGUCUCUCUCUCUCUCUCUCUCUCUCUCUCUCUCUCUCUCUCUCUCUCUCUAAUCAUCUCUCGCUCGCUGUCUCUCUUGCAUCUUAAGCAAAGGUGUAUUUAAUCCUACUAGUUUUGGGGAUCCACAAACAGAUCAUUAGAGAAGGCUGUUACAAGUGUGUUUUAUGACCACGUAACAGCGCACUUGGUAAUUUGAUGUGGCCUCUUUGUUUUCUGCUUAACAAGCUAUUAAGAGUUGAAGAGAGGAAUCAGGGGAGACUAGAAGGACAUGGAGAUUUGACUUCUCCGAAAUACUGCCAAUUCGAUGAUCCGUUGGUGAGUGAUGGAAAGUAUCGAGAUGCAGGGUUGCCAUCCUCGUCCCGCAUUGAGGUCCCUCAUGUACAUCAGUUAGCUUCAUGGGAUUGCGGUCUCGCUUGUGUUCUUAUGGUUCUCAGAGCAAUUGGCAUCGCAAGCUGCACUCUUGAGGAUUUGGCUGAGAUUUGCUCCACAAAUAGCAUUUGGACUGUAGAUCUCGCAUAUUUACUGCAGAAGUUCUGUGUGGAAUUUUCCUAUUACACGAUAACAUUUGGAGCAAACCCGAAUUAUUCCAUUGAGGAGUUUUACAAGGAGCAGCUCCCUGAAGAUCUGGUGCGUGUGGAUUUGCUCUUCAGGAAAGCACAUGAAUCUGGCAUUAUUAUACAGUGCAGAACAGUUAGUAUCCAUGAGAUAUCUUGUUUGCUAUUGUCCGGGAACUAUAUUGCCAUUGCGUUAGUCGACCAGGACAAGCUAAGCAAGUCUUGGUUGGAGGAAGUGAUUGUCGCUGGUCUUCACUCCAGCAACUCCUGCUACACUGGUCACUAUAUCGUGAUAUGUGGCUAUGAUGCUGUUAGAGAUGAGUUCGAGAUCAGAGAUCCCGCCAGUUCCAAGAUACAUGAGAGGAUAUCAUCAAAAUGCCUGGAGAAUGCCCGGAAAUCGUUUGGUACAGAUGAAGAUCUUCUCCUGAUAAAUUUGGAGAAUAUAAGGAACCAGAAGGGAUAUUAGAAUAGUUGUCAUCAUCAUCAUCAAAUCAAUUCUGGAUCAGAAUGAAACCUGGAGUGUUUUCUCCCAAAAGGUGAAAAGUAUACGUCUAUACAUACGUCUUUACAUAUAUAAUGUCAGUAUAGGUUUGAAUUUAUCAGAUUCUUGUGUUUGCAGUUAUAAUCCUUUUUGUACAAAAUUGGUUUCAAGUGAAUGUGUAAAGAUUUGAUUGAU
Messenger RNA from Arabidopsis lyrata subsp. lyrata, 1436 nucleotides. RefSeq names its product protein GUCD1. Lineage: Eukaryota; Viridiplantae; Streptophyta; Magnoliopsida; Brassicales; Brassicaceae. The record is from RefSeq and is a predicted model, not a curated record. The coding region runs from base 402 to 1226 and encodes 274 amino acids. The transcript has 10 exons.